This is a messenger RNA of Rubroshorea leprosula, 2545 nucleotides long. The record is from the annotation of a GenBank genome assembly. Lineage: Eukaryota; Viridiplantae; Streptophyta; Magnoliopsida; Malvales; Dipterocarpaceae.
AGGUAUUUAUGGCGACGAAGGUUGGGUUGAGGAACCUGAGCUUGUUAAGGCGGCAGCAGUGCAGUACUUCACCAAGGUAUUUCAGAGGGAACAAUGGUGUCGACCGACGAUGGAUGGGAUUCAAUUCCGAAGAAUUUCAGAUGCACAGCGAGAAUGGCUAGAACGACCUUUUACCAUAGAAGAAAUUGAAGAGGGGCUAAAGGACUGUGAUGGAUCCAAGGCUCCAGGUCCAGAUGGUUUUAACUUUAAUUUUAUAAAGUUUGCUUGGAGUACUGUGAAGGAUGAUUUUGUGAGUUUUUUGAUGGACUUUCAUCGCAAUGGGAGGUUAGUUAACGGUUUAAAUUCUUCAUUUCUGGCAUUAAUACCUAAAAAAUUGAAUCCUGAGCAGUUUAAGGAGUAUAGGCCUAUUAGCUUGAUAGGUUGCCUAUAUAAAUUAUUGGCCAAGGUGCUGGCCAAUCGGUUGAAAAUGGUUAUGGAGGGUAUUAUCAGUGAGUCGCAGACAGCUUUUAUUGGAGGUCGGCAAUUGGUAGAUAGUGUGUUAGUUUUGAAUGAAGCUGUACAUGAGGUGAAAUGGAGGAAGCAAGAGAGUUUCAUUUUAAAAGCGGAUUUUGAGAAAGCCUACGAUUGUGUGGAUUGGGGCUUUCUUGAUUGGAUGAUGAAUAGAAUGGGGUUCGGGGUGAAGUGGAGGAAGUGGAUGAGGGAGUGUCUUUCAACUGCUAGAAUCUCCAUUUUGAUCAAUGGAAGCCCGACGACGGAGUUUCCAAUAAGCAAUGGUCUUCGCCAAGGUGAUCCUUUGUCACCUUUUUUGUUUCUGUUAGUUGCUGAAGGGUUGGGUGGGCUUGUUAAAAAAGCAGAAGGUGAAGGACUCCUGAAGGGUGUGGAGAUUGGAAGGGGAGGUAUGGUGUUAUCACUGUUACAGUUUGCGGAUGAUACGGUGUUUAUGGGGAAGGCAGAUGUGGAUAAUUUACGGGUUGUGAAGGCCAUUCUGAAUUGGUUUCAAUUGAUCUCAGGGUUGAAGAUUAACUUUGGGAAGAGCUAUUUGUAUGGGUUCAAUGUGUCCGAAGGGUGGGUAAAGGGUGCAGCUGAUAUUAUGCGUUGUGGGGUGGGCAAAGCGCCGUUUACUUAUCUUGGAUUGCCAGUAGGAGGGAAUUCAGGGAGAAGACAGUUUUGGAACCCCGUGCUGAAUCGCUUCCGCCAAAAGCUUGCCUCUUGGAAAAGCUCCUUGCUGUCCUUCGGAGGUCGGAUAACUUUAAUCAAUUCGGGGAGAGGAGGCUUAGGAGUGGCUGAUUUGGAGAGGAGAAAUUGCAGUUUGUUGGGAAAAUGGUGGUAUAGGCUAGGUGAUGGCGUUGAGGGUUUAUGGAAGCGGAUUCUUUGGGAGAAAUAUUAUGGGGGUAGAAAGGAGGUUGAUAUUACGUCAGUUGUGAAUUGGAAUAUGUCCGGUGUGUGGAAGGAUAUUAUGGGCCUAGGCAGAGGGUCGGAAAGGUUGGAUGCAAUGUUAGGAAAAGGUUUUCAGUGGAAGGUUGGGGAUGGGAGUUGUGUAGAUUUUUGGCAUGAUAAAUGGGUGGGGGAUAAACCAUUGAGGAAUUUAUUCCCUCGGUUAUAUGCUUUGGCUAAUAGUAGGGAGGGACAGUUAAAGGAUAUGGGGUAUUGGAGUGCUGAAGAUUGGGUCUGGGAUUGUAGGUGGAGGCGAGGUUGUGUAGGGAGGGGAGUGGGGGAGGAAGAACAAUUUAGGGAGUUGAUUAAUAGGGUCAGGUUGCAUAAGGGAGAAGCUGAUACUUGGAGAUGGAUCCAUAGUGGUGAUGGUGUUUAUUCGGCUAAGAGGGCUUACGAUUUUUUAUCAUCGAAAUGUUGUAUUUUGGAUGAGAAAUGGUCUAGGGUCAUUUGGGCUAGUUAUGUACCUUCCAAAUUGAGCGUAUUUGGGUGGAGAUUUUUUUUGAACAGGUUAACUACAAAGGAUAACUUGUGUCAGAGAGGGGUGGCUCUUCCAGGGGGAAUGUUUGUUCUGGGUUGGUGGGGUGUACAGAGUGCUUUGCCAAAUGAUGUCUUUGGAAUGGCAGAUGCAGUGGUGGCUGGAAUCAAUGGGGGGAGUGAAAGGUUCGAAGAGCGAAUAUUGGAUUCUAUUCAAUCUAAAUCUUUUUUCUGGCUGAAAAAUAAGGAACAAGGCUGCAGUUUUUCCUAUACAGAUUGGAUUUUACGACCGUUGGAGUGCAAGAAGGCCAUUGUUCAACACGGCAGGAACCUAAGGAAUUAUAAGAGGCUGUAUGCGUCUGCGGAUAGAGUUCAAGUUCAAGGUGCUACGUCUAUGCUAUUGUAAGACUCGCUGGAGAUGGUUAUGUGAAGUUUGAAGGGAUUUCUAUGGGCAUUGCGGCAAAGGCUUUCUACUGUCCCAAGUUGUCAUUUUUUUAAUGGGUGUUUCUCAGGUCUUGUGAUAUUUGGUGUGUUGGUUACUUGUUUGAAGGGAGGGUGUUGGUUUACUUUCUCUUUUAUUUUUGUAUGUGGGUUGGAGUACCCCUUGUACUCCAUUCAAUAAAUUUCAUUUUGCUGA